Messenger RNA from Musa acuminata AAA Group (dessert banana), 2048 nucleotides. RefSeq lists its product as uncharacterized. The transcript has 10 exons. The record is from RefSeq and is a predicted model, not a curated record. The coding region runs from base 541 to 1746 and encodes 401 amino acids. NCBI's taxonomy places the organism in Eukaryota, Viridiplantae, Streptophyta, Magnoliopsida, Zingiberales, Musaceae.
AAGAUGGUGCUUCGAGGAGGAAAGGUUGCACACCUGCCUCGAGGGAUGAGGGAGCUUGUUGAGGGCUUUGCAUGAAGAGGCAGAGAGUAGAGUACAGCCAAGGAUGACUUGCCGACAUUGCCUCGAGAAAAAAGAGUGCCUCACCUGCAAGUUGCCGGCAAGUUUGUCCUUGGCUACAUUUGGCUCUCUUCUUCUCAUGUAAUGCUCUUGCAGGAAUCAGGCCAUGAACACCAAGCAAGCGAUUAACACUCUCUGCAUGACACUGGAGCGCAACGUGAGACCCGUCCGGUGGAGCCACGUUCGAAUCCAAUAACAGCGCAGGUAAACAGUCGGGUAGACGAAGAAAUUUGCAUUCAUCGAAUGGGGGAAGAUUGCGUAGGAUUGAAGCUCGAGAUUGCGCGGCAUCUCAAUAAAUUUGGGAAGCGUUAAAGAUUACCAUGGGAUUCCAAUUUGAACUCAUCUUUGAUGCCUGAGGCUCCCCCUCCGUCGUUCUAGGGUUUCCUCCGUCGGAGAGUGCUCUCCAUCUCCCUUCUUUGGUCCAUGGAGUCCCUCUGCAGCUCUGCUGUCACCCUCGGGCGGAUUGAAGCCCCUGUUGUUCGCCGACCAAAGUGCUCAUCCCUAGUCAAAGCCUCAACUUUCCGAUUCUGGCGCGGUAACUGCCCAGAAAAGCUCGCUUCUUUGGCACUUUCGGGCCCUCCGCGGAGCCCUCAGAGUCGCGGGGAAAGGUGGCGGGUCCUCGCACACGGAGCCUCCGGAAUUGGCGGGGAAAACAGUGGGGCUUUGACAAAUGGAUUUAGUGUCUUGAUCGACGGUGACCCCGCAUCGAUUCAGAAUGACAUAAUUCAAAAUGGUGGCCAUGAGGAUUGCAUGAGUGGAAAUAUGGAAAUGGUAACACCUGUUACUGCUGGAAGUGUAACAACUGGAUCCAAAGCUGGACUCUUCAGGACACCGAUUUCUGGUGGUGUUCAAAGUGCAUUGGCUGUCAAUAACUUACCUCACCCAGCCUUAGCUGUUCACAAUUUAAUGCAGCAGGCCAAGUAUGGUCAACUAUGCACUAUAGUGUCCCGGAUGCAUAAUCGCCGUGAAGGCUACCCAUUUGGUUCGUUGGUAGAUUUUGCACCUGAUCCAAUGGGGCAUCCCAUUUUUUCACUCUCUCCACUAGCAAUCCAUACAAGGAAUCUCUUGGUGAAUUCAAAAUGUUCGCUUGUUGUGCAGAUACCUGGAUGGACGUCACUAUCAAAUGCACGUGCGACGAUAUUUGGUGAUGUCUUCCCUCUUGCAGCUGAUCAGCAGGAAUGGGCUUGUCAGCAAUUUGCGGCAAAACACCAGCAGUGGGCAUCCAAACAAUUGGGCAACUUAUACUAUUACAGGAUGCAGAACAUUAGUGGCAUCUAUUUCAUUGGAGGAUUUGGAACUGUUGCAUGGGUAGAUGUUAAGGAAUAUGAGGCCUCAAAACCUGAUAAAAUUGCUGCUGACAGUGGAGAACAAAAUUUGAAGGAACUUAAUGCAAUCUUCUCAAAAUCACUCAAAGAUAGCUUAUCAACAGAAGCUGAGAUAGAUGAUGCUGCUUUUAUUUCCAUAGACAGUAAAGGCACUGAUAUUCGGGUUCGGCAAGGUGCACAGUUUAACGUUCAAAGGAUAUCAUUUGAAGUUGAACAUGAUGUGCAGACACUGGAUGAUGCGAAAGCAGCUCUUGAGAAGAUAAUAAAUAGGUAUAGCAGGUCAAAAUCACAAACUGGGAGUUGAAUUAGUCUUACCUUAGUACAAGUAUCCCAGUGAUGAUUUCAGAGACCAGCAGAUACGAGAGGUUUUGCAAGAGACUCUCUUGAUGGUAGCUCUCUGAUAAAUGAGCUUAUUCUCCAUCUUUCUCCCCCUUAUUUUGAAUCUUCCAUGGUAUCUUUACAUAAUUGCAGACAAAAAUAGGCUUACUCUGCUCAAGUCCAAGUGAUGUAUUGUCUUUAUGAAUUUGAACUGACAAGAGAUUAUGUUGCAAUUUUCAAGCAUAAUCUUAUAAUUUUUCUCUUUUCCAAAACUGUAUUAUUGUGCUA